Eruca vesicaria subsp. sativa (arugula) is the source of this 1119-nucleotide messenger RNA. The record is from the annotation of a GenBank genome assembly. NCBI's taxonomy places the organism in Eukaryota, Viridiplantae, Streptophyta, Magnoliopsida, Brassicales, Brassicaceae.
AUGGAAACACAAUCUAGGAUGAAACUUCCAAAGGGAAACGUAAUGUCACACUCGCUUCCACUUGAUUUAACGAUGGAGAUACUCAAACUAUUACCGGUUAAAACCCUAAUCCGGUUCCUAUCCGUAUCUAAGCUAUGGGCAUCCACCAUCCGCAGUCGAUAUUUUAUGAAGUUGUUACUGAACGUGUCUUUGUCUAGACCGAAAGGUCUCCUCUUCUUGUUCCGACAUGGAUACUGCGGAUUGGUUCUUUCCCAAAACACGCAUGAAUCAUCUUCUUUCACCACUUUUCAAGUGAGUUGCCACCCUCCACAACUUUCCACCGUUUCUCCUUCUGUCCACGGUUUGAUUUGCUAUAAACAAUCUACCACUAGACUUGUUAUAUACAACCCUUGCACUAGACGAUCCAUUACCUUGCCUGAGAUCGAUACACGGAGGAGAUCCAAUGACUACUACUUGGGCCAUGAUCCCAUCGACAAUGAUUAUAAAGCGUUGUGCAUCAUGAGCGGAAGUAACCACGAUUUAGUUAAGGAGAUUAGGGUUUUGACAGUGGGAAAAGAUAAUUCUUGGAGAAUAAUUGAAAACAGUAUCAUUAUUCCUCACGCUCCUUUCGGACGAGAGGUGUGUAUAAGAGGUGUUUUGUAUUAUCAAGCCUUCACUCGCAAAAAGAUGAGUGAUUUGAUAAUCAUGAGUUUUGAUGUUAGGUCAGAAAAAUUUUAUUCUACCAAAAUACCUAUUACUUUGCUGCGCAAUAUUGGUACAAAGUUGAUAAGCUACGAAGGAAAGCUAGCUGCCAUCUUAGUGACUGAAACGAAUGUCGCUAGAUUGUGUGUUCUAGAAGAUGCUGCUAAAGAGGAAUGGUCGACGAAGAUUGUUGUUUUGUCAACGAGAGUCGACCCACCUAUUCAUUGGGGUGGACAGUACUACACAACUGAGACUGACACGGGUGAGAUUAUAUUUGCACCACAUUCUUUGCAUGCAUCAGUAUUAGAUCUUGUCUAUUAUGAUAUAAAGACAAAUAGUGCGGAAACUGUUUCUAUGCGAGGAAACACAACAGAUCGUACGAGUUAUUAUACACUGUCUGUCUCCUCUAAUCUGGUAGAGAAUCUCAUGUUUUUGUAA